UGGAUGGAUGGAUGGAUGGAUUCUUUCUAUCAUCUUUCAUAAGUUUCUGUAAAUUAUAAAUAUUUUCUGUUCAACAUAAAACCAAUCAGUGAAGUCAGAAAUAGUUUAAACUUUAUUGAUCCGUUCCAGCUGUAAACCAGACGAUGGAUCAAUAAGUUCUUUAUUCUUUCCUCCAAUCAGGCUGAAUCCAGAAGUACUGACUCACCAGGCUGACCCUAACAGCACUAUGACUUCCUGUCGUGGUGUCACUGUGGCACAUUAAAGAGCAUCUCCAAGGCCUUCUGUUUGAUCUCAACACCUAAGUACUACAGCAGGUUUCACGCUUGACCUGCAGCUUUCCUCAGAUGAGCAAACGUUGGGCUAUUUGCAGAGGUGUGUGGAUGUGUCUAAUGGGUUGAGAUUAACGAGAUGACCGUGGUAAAAAUAAGAUCCGUCCUCCUCUUCCAGUAUAUAAGAGCUGGACAGAGGAGACGGAGGACUCAUACGCCAACAUCAAGCGAAGGAACUAGCAGCAAGUUUGGAGCAGAGAAUAAAGUUCCAAACAUGAAGAGCAUCCAGUCUGUGGCCGUCCUCCUCCUGGUCCUGGGCUUGGUCCAGAUCAGCCGGCAGGUUCCUCUGCUCCACCCCGAGGACCGCUCCAGAGCUGCAGACAAACGCCACGCCGACGGGACCUUCACCAGCGACGUGAGCUCGUACCUCACAGACCAGGCAAUCAAAGACUUUGUAGCCAAGCUCAAGUCUGGACAAGUGCAAAGAGAAUCGCUAACAGCCUGGUGGAGCGCCACGCUCAGCAAAAGGCACGUCGACGGGAGCUUCACCAGCGACGUGAACAAGGUGCUGGACUCCAUGGCCGCCAAGGAAUACCUACUCUGGGUCAUGACCUCCAAGCCRUCAGGGGAAAGUUCGAAAAGGAAAGCCCAAUGAGAGCUCCCUCUCUGAGCUGCACUCCAAGCCAUAUCCAGGAGGCCAUCCUGCUUUGAAUGUUUUUUUUUUUACUUCGUCUUGAAUGUAAUGUAAAAAGGUACGAAUGUGCUCCUCUUCCACAGACAAACGGUGCACAAGAGAAGAGAUAAAGUUAUUUUAUACGUCAGGUGAUGCGAGGAAAACAAACGGUUCCGUCUCAGGUCGUCCACGGGAACGUCACGGCGUAGGAAGACUUUCAGAAUAAAACUUUGA
Austrofundulus limnaeus is the source of this 1176-nucleotide messenger RNA. Its product is annotated as glucagon-1. Gene Ontology annotation, cellular component: extracellular region. The record is from RefSeq and is a predicted model, not a curated record. Lineage: Eukaryota; Metazoa; Chordata; Actinopteri; Cyprinodontiformes; Rivulidae. Gene Ontology annotation, molecular function: glucagon receptor binding; hormone activity. Gene Ontology annotation, biological process: response to starvation.